AUGCGACCUCUCAGAAGUCCAGGAAACUCCAGACACACUGUGGGAGGGGAGACAGAGGACCCCAAAUGUGCCUCAGUUGGGUCCACGGGCAUCAGGCUGACUCCCCCCGUGGCCACGGAAAGUUCGGCCCCAGUGCAGCCGGCCCGGCCCCCCAGCGGGUCUCCUGGCUCGGCCCUGCCCCCACCGGCACCUGUCCUCAGCGGACCCCUCCCCCACACUCUGGAAGCUUCCAGGAAACCUGUUCUCCUCGGCCCCGAUCCCCCUGACAGGCUGUACGUCUGGUCAUGA
This is a messenger RNA of Rangifer tarandus platyrhynchus (Svalbard reindeer), 288 nucleotides long. Lineage: Eukaryota; Metazoa; Chordata; Mammalia; Artiodactyla; Cervidae. The record is from the annotation of a GenBank genome assembly.